Messenger RNA from Rhododendron vialii, 3860 nucleotides. RefSeq lists its product as uncharacterized. NCBI's taxonomy places the organism in Eukaryota, Viridiplantae, Streptophyta, Magnoliopsida, Ericales, Ericaceae. The transcript is spliced from 24 exons. Gene Ontology annotation, molecular function: syntaxin binding; GTPase activator activity; myosin II binding. Gene Ontology annotation, biological process: regulation of exocytosis. Bases 194 to 3475 code for a protein of 1093 amino acids. Gene Ontology annotation, cellular component: cytoplasm; plasma membrane. The record is from RefSeq and is a predicted model, not a curated record.
CGGGCAUGUUGAGCUCAUCAUCAUCAAACGGCCGUCGCUUCUUGUCCAUUUUCACCAAACCGUCCACCAUGAACAUUCACACCCCAUGGAAUAUGCUCCUCCAAGUAUGGAUUCAUUCGCAAGCCACCUGAGAUCAAGCAAUUGAACAACACCACGGCUACGCAAAGCGACCUCGUCGCUCGUCGAUUCUCCAAUGUCUAUGCUCGCCAAAUUGUUUCACAAGCCCACUGAAUCUCCUCAGGGAAGUGUAACAUCAAAAGACUUGGAUCCACGUGUUGCUGUUCACUGUGGGAUCCCUUCUACUGCAUCUAUUCUUGCUUUUGACCCCAUCCAACGUCUUCUGGCUAUAGGGACACUUGAUGGUAGGAUUAAAGUCAUCGGCGGUGAUAAUAUUGAAGGUCUUCUUUUUUCUGGCAAACCAGUGCCCUUCAAAUACUUAAAGUUCCUAGAAAACCAAGGGUUUCUAGUCAGUGUCUCCAACGAAAACGAAGUUCAGGUUUGGGAUCUAGAACACAGGUGUAUAGUUUCUAACUUGCAGUGGGAGUCCAACAUCACUGCCUUUUCGGUUAUCUAUGGCACAAAUUACAUGUACGUUGGAGAUGAGUUUGGUUUUUUAUCCAUAUUGAAAUAUGAUGCUGAAAAGGGAGAACUUUUACAAUUGCCCUAUCACAUUCCUGCAAAUCUUAUAAGUGAAGCAACUGGGAUUUCAUCGCCCAAUCAACAAUCAGUUGUUGGUGUGCUUUCUCAACCUUGUUCCCUUGGAAAUAGAGUGCUGAUUGCCUAUGAGAAUGGAUUGAUUGUUCUGUGGGAUAUCACAGAAGAUCGGGCUGUUCUUGUAAAAGGCAACAAGGAUCUCCAACUGAAGAGUGAUGAAGUGGUUGAUUUUCCAAAAAAUGUGAGCCUUGAGCAGUUUACUGAUACAUUAGACCAUGAACAAGCAGAAAAAGAAAUAAGCUCUCUCUGCUGGGUAUCCUCUGAUGGAUCGAUUCUUGCUGUCGGUUACAUAGAUGGAGAUAUUUUGUUAUGGAACAUGUCAACUGCUGCUCCUAGGAAAGAUAAACAAGGUCAAAAGGCAUCUAAUGUGAUUAAGCUCCAGUUGUCAUCAAGUGACAGGAGACUCCCAGUCAUUAUAUUACAUUGCUCUGAAAACAUAUUGCUUACCCAUUGUGGGGGCCAACUCUUUGUCUAUGGUGGUGAUGAAAUUGGAUCUGAAGAAGUUCUAACGAUACUCAAUCUUGAUUGGUCUUCUGGUAUAGAAAGUUUAAAAUGUGUUGGCCGUGUUGACCUGACUCUUAAUGGAUCUUUUGCGGACAUGAUUUUAGUGCCAAAUGCCACUGCAACGGAGGGAUAUGGAAUCUCUUCACUCUUUGUGUUGAGCAACCCAGGACAAUUACAUUUCUAUGAUGAUUCUUGCCUGUCUUCAUUGAUGUCUCAACCGGAGAAGAAGCAUUCUGUUCCUGCAGUGCAAUAUCCUGAGGUUAUACCUACUGUUGAACCAUACAUGACUGUAGGAAAACUCACUCUUUCUGAGAUAGUUUCAGAAGCUCAACAUCGAGUAGCACAUACUGCGACUACGCCAAGUAGCAAGUGGCCUUUGACUGGUGGUGUUCCCAGUCAACUGUCCUUCGCUGAGGGUGAUAUAAUUAAGAGAAUAUAUAUAGCAGGCUAUCAAGAUGGGUCUGUUUGCAUAUGGGAUGCUGCAUUUCCUGUUCUGUCUUGCAUAUUUGUCUUAGGAUCCAAGAUAGAAGGCAUUGAAGUUGCUGGAACAAAUGUUUCAGUGUCAGCACUGGACUUUCUCUCCUCCACUUCAAGUUUAGCAAUCGGUAACGAAUAUGGUCUGGUUCGCCUAUAUAAGCUUACUGGGAAUUCCGAUAAACCGAGUUUGCACUUUGUGACAGAAACCAAGCGGGAAGUUCAUGAUUUCCAUUGCAAUAGUGGAGCUCAAUGUACAGCUAUAUUUUCCAUCUUCAAUUCUCCGGUGCGCACCCUGCAGUAUAUGAAUUCUGGAGACAGACUAGCAGUCGGAUUUGAAUGUGGUCGUGUCGCAAUGCUUGAUAUCAGGUCACUUGCGGUUUUGUUUCUUACAGACUGUCUAUCCAAUUCAAAUUCGCUAGCUAUCGCUAUGCCAACAUUCCCUAUUGCUUGUGGUAAUUUGGAUCAUUCCGGAAACAAAACUUCCAUUGAAUCUGCGGUGGAAGUAAUUUUCAUCUUGACCAGAGAUGCACACAUUGUUGUGAUGGAUAGCACCACAGGCAAUAUGAUCAGCUCUUUGUCAAUGCACUCAACUGAGUUAUCUGCGAUCUCUAUUUAUAUUUUAGAGAGCAGUUUUUCCCCUGAAGGGUCCUGUGAAAACCCUUCAAUGAUCUCUUCUCAGGAUCCUGAAGCAAAAUCUGAACGUGCACAAACCAAUGCUCACCAUCAACAUGAUUCUGUUGAAACCAAAUCUGAUGCCUUUACUCAAGCCACAUAUUUUGGACAGGACUUUGUCGACUCAAUUGUUUUAAUUUGUUGCGAGGAUGCACUGCAUUUAUACUCUUUAAAGUCUCUGAUUAAGGGGGAGAGUGAGUCCAUCCGAAAGGUGAAGCUUGAAAAACCAUGUUGUUGGACCACAAUCUUCAAGAAAGAUGGAAAAGCUAGUGGAUUGAUUCUAGUCUACCAGACUGGACUGAUUGAGAUAAGGUCCCUACCAGAUCUUGAAUUGGUGGGAGAAAGUUCUCUAAUGUCAAUUCUUAGGUGGAACUUCAAGACUAGCAUGACCAAGACCAUUAGCUCUUCUGAUACAGGGCAUAUUGUUCUGGUGAAUGGGAAUGAAGUUGCUUUUAUCUCUCUUUUUGCCUUUGAAAAUGACUUCAGAAUUCCAGAGGCUUUACCUUGUCUUCAUGAUAAAGUUCUUGAAGCUGCUACCAAUGCUACAUUUAUGUUUUCUCAAAGUCAGAAGAAACAGGGUACUCCCCCUGGCAUUAUUGGUGGUAUCAUAAAGAGUUUCAAGGGGGGUACAGCGGAGAAUCAUGGGGAUGGAGAAAAUAUUGUGGCACAUUUAGAGAGGAUAUUUUCUAGGUUCCCUUUCUCAGACCCUUUUACAGACAUCGCAGAUGACCAGGAAGUGGUUGUACUUGGCAUAGAUGAUAUUGAUAUUGACGAACCUGCACCUGUUACCUCUUCUUCUCACAAGAGGGAAAGUAAAGGAAAAGAUAUUGCAGACAAGGAAACAGAAAGGGGGAAGUUAUUUGAAGGUGGUAGUACGGGUAUUGAACCGAGAAUGAGAACAGCCGAAGAAAUUAGAGCUAAAUAUCGAAAGGAUGGGGAUGCCUCUUCUGCAGCGGCACAUGCAAGAGAUAAGCUUGUAGAGCGCCAAGAAAAACUUGAGAAACUAAGCAGACGUACUGCAGAGCUACAAAGUGGCGCUGAGAAUUUUGCAGACUUGGCGAGUGAACUCGCCAAGACAAUGGAAAAGCGCAAGUGGUGGCACAUAUGAAUAGAAUUUCCGCGCAAGUUCAAAAGAGUUUAGAUUUGGUGUGCAGCUUGGUUGCAGUUUUGGCAAGUGACAUUCAACCAGGGGUUGUACAAAACUGGGGUGUGGUGUUAUAUUAACCGCACCCCGUUUGGGUCUACACUGUUUACUCUCGCUGGGCUAUUUCUGUAUUUUACUUCAUACCCUUUUUCCGUACAUAGGAGACAAAAAAUGAAAGAAGUGUAAAAGGCAUUUACUUGCUUGUGGGCUAAUAAUAACUUAAAACAGAUAGAGAAUAAAGUUCGUGUAAUAGCCUAAUAGGUUUCUUGAUAGUAUUCUUCAAAAAGUGCAUUGAAAUUGGUGACUGUAUCUUUGACAUUUGCGAAAGGUGUAAUGAAAUUCUAACUCA